UUUGUUUUGCCACUGCUAUCCUCGCCCCCCUGGCUCCGGCGAGGCGGCGGCGGCGGCGGCGGCGAUGGCUGCCUCGUCGCUGCGAAUGGACUUCCGCUCCUCGCAUCUGCUCGCUUUGACCCUGCCCUCUUUCCUGCUGUAUGCCCCCUGCCGCCCUGGUUCGACCCUCACUCUCGAGAUGCUUAGCCGCAGUGCUUUGGCACGGAGAUUUCUGCCAGGCGUCGGGUGAGGUUAACCGGCGCGGCGCAUGUUCCAUGGGCAUUGCGUCAAAAGCUUCAGGCCAUAGAUGUCCUCGAAAUUCUCUUUUCGGCGGCCUCCCGUCCCCAUCCCGGGUGCUGCUGGCCUCUCCCUCGUUCUCACCGCGGCUGCCUCCGCCCUGCGCACUGCAGGCCUCCUCGUCGUCGCCGGGCUUCACCUGAACUUCCUGCUUGCUUUGAAGAUCAUCCAUUUACUCAGACACCUUUCAGGAUGCAAUGUGAGUUCAAUUUUCUUUUCCGCUUCAAGUUCAUCAUCAUUUCUGCUUUUUCCCUUCCCGCGACAUGAGUAUGAUAUUCCAAUACUCUGUGUUUGUGAGUUUAAUUUUCAAUCCGAUUGGGUAAAUCAGUAUUUCAGACAUUUUGUCCUUUUGAUAGAAUAACUUUUUUUUAGAUUAAGGAAAAAGUUCUGGCCUCGAACAUUCAUGAGUGAAUGUCUAUAGCCAAAGUCUUACAUCGGCAGCACUUAGGCUGCCAUUGAUAGAAUAACUGGUUGCUUUCUAAUUAGUUUGCUGAAGUGGUUGAUCAUUUGAAACUAUAAUGUGUACUAGGAAAUCAAACAUGCUGUAAAAAAGAAAGUGCUGCUGAUAUCCACAAUAAGAAAUGCACAAGGAUGCUUAAGGUAAAAAGGAACAAAAAAAACUUGUCGUCUGAAAGUAAUAAGGGAAUCACUUUCUGCAAUCGAUUCAUUGACAGGGUAAGUUUUCAAAAGCUUAUAUUACUUCAUUUGUAGGUUCCUGAGGGUAUAGGGAAGCCAAUCUACAUAUAUAUUAUUAUUAUUAUUAUCAACUUGACUAGUCAUACUAAAACCAUAAAAGGUAGCAACGUGUUCUGAUAUUUCAUCUAUCAAUUUCUACGAAAGUUAGACUAUUCUGAGCUUAAGAACAUGCAUUCGAAAUGUGAGGACUUGUAGCGGUCAGCAGCAGAGAAACCCUAGAAGCUCAAUAAUAGGGAAUAUAUUGCAAGCCUGAACAUACUGCACAAGUGCACAUGGAAACUCUGUGGAACAAUAGCUUGGAGCCUGUUCCAUGGCACAUACAGCUUCACUCAUGGGCCAUUGCAAUUAAAUGCUGUGGGUGAACAAGCAAGACGUUUUAUGGAAUAGUGAAAGAGCACAUUUGGCAAGUGUGUGUAUGUAAAGAACUUUCAGAAUGGAACUCUGAUUGGUGGUGGAAGUCUUGCUCCAAGCAAACCUGUAAGUGUAUAUUGUUGAACUUGUCACUGGACUGGGAUAUCCUAUAUUUGAUAGUCUGUCAAAAAGAGUUAACAGCCAGCAGCUCUAAUUUUCAUCAUGCCAAAAGCUUCUGUGCUUCUUUUUUUUUGUAACUUGUAAGUUUCACGUUUCUGUUUCCAAGUUGAAAGGUGAGUAAACAGGAUCACUUGAUCACGUAGAUGCAAAAUGUGGCACUCCUGAACUUCUGGAAGCUCAGGUGGAUUUCCCAGCAGAAGAGCUUAUAACAGACAACUAGAACUGUGCCAAUGUUGCUCUGUAGUGCUGCUGAGCAUCACAUGUGUACUCGGAUCAAUCCUUAUCUUUCUUGUGUCCCAGACGCUCUGAAGGACAGGGACAACAAUGCCGCCAGUGAAUAGUGGUGCAGCUGGACCAAGCUCCACCUCCACCCAGGAAGGACCGGAAGCCACCACAAAGAAGUGCAACAAGCCUCAGUAUCGUCGGCUUACUCAGCAGCAGCUUCGAGCAUGCAAACCUAUAAUUACUUUUCCCAUUGCUAUUGCUGUAAUUGCGUCUGUGGGCAUAAUUUUUACUCUGAUAGGUCUCGGAUGCAUCGCAAUCUCAAAUAAGGUUGUUGAAGUGGCGUAUCGAUAUGAGACUGCAUGUCUACCAGAAAACAUGCAUAACAAUCCAGUUGCUUAUAUCCAAAACCCUUCACAAGAUAAAUCCUGCACAAGGGCGCUCAAGGUUCCUAAGGAUAUGAAGAAGCCAAUUUAUGUAUAUUAUCAACUCGACAGGUUCUACCAGAACCACAGAUGGUACGCGAGGAGCCGUAGCGUCAGGCAGCUGAGGGACCCCAGGAGUGCCAAGGACACGGGGCGCUGCGAGCCUGAAGCAACCGCGAACGGAAUCCCCAUCGUCCCCUGCGGGCUCGUGGCGUGGAGCCUGUUCAACGACACCUACAGCUUCGCUCGCGGCGGCAACGAAACGCUGGCGGUGAACAAGCGAGGCAUCUCGUGGAGGAGCGACAGGGACCACCUGUUCGGCAAGCAUGUGUACCCGAGGAACUUUCAGAGCGGGGGACUGAUCGGCGGCGGGACGCUUGAUCCAAGCAAGCCUCUGAGCGAGCAGGAGGAUCUGAUGGUGUGGAUGCGGACCGCGGCGCUGCCGAAGUUCAGGAAGCUGUACGGGAGGAUCGAGGAGGACCUCCGCGCCGGCGAGGUGGUCACGGUGGCCGUGCAGAACAGGUACAACAGCUACAGCUUCGGCGGGAGGAAGGCGGUGGUGCUGUCGACCGCCGGCGCGCUGGGCGGCAAGAGCAGCUUCCUCGGGCGCGCGUACCUGGCCGGCGGCGCGGCGUGCCUCGGCCUGGCGCUGCUCCUCACGCUGCUCGGUCUCCUCGGCCCUGUCCCAGUCGAUGAGGAACCCCGGCUCAGGCCUGCACGACGAUGAUCGCGCUCCCAAUCCAGUGCAUAAGCGUCCUACGCUGAUCGGCGAUUUCUUCUUUUGGAGCUUUGGUUGGUAGCUGUGUUUGUAAUCAAGAAUAAUGUACAGUCAGCAGUCACAGAUGUAAUCUGAUGUCAGUUCCAGUUGUUUGACUUGAAAUUAUCUAUAAAAAAUCUUCUAGUAAAAGCA
Molecule: messenger RNA, 3060 nt
Organism: Panicum virgatum (switchgrass)
Lineage: Eukaryota; Viridiplantae; Streptophyta; Magnoliopsida; Poales; Poaceae
Product: ALA-interacting subunit 5-like
Exons: 9
Coding region: 1828-2877 (349 amino acids)
Cellular component (GO): endoplasmic reticulum; plasma membrane; Golgi apparatus
Source: RefSeq, a predicted model, not a curated record